CUGCCAAAUUAUCUUCCAGAGUGACCGUUUUCCACCAGCAGUGAAGGAGAGUUCCUGUUGCUCCACAGCAUUUGGUGGUGUCGUGUUCCAGAUUUGGGCCCUUCUUAAAGUGAAAGCAUGCGAGGCCUAACAGCCCAAGUGACGGCUCUGCUGCGCUUGCCGGAAGUGACGGUUCAGGCCUGUGCAGAAGACGGCGUGACCUCAGCAUGGGGGCUUCGUGGCAGGCUCGCUGCGGGGAGAAAUGCACUUGCUUGCCUGGCUUGUGGCCGACAACUCGAGGUAGUGAACUUCCUGACAGGGGCGCGGCUGUCUGCCUAUCGAUUCAGUGGAGCGAAUCAGCAGCCUCCCAUAGUCCUGGCGAUGAAGGAGUUCUCCUGGCAGAAGAGAGCUGGAUUGUUAAUCGGACUGGAGGAAGCAGAAGGGAGUGUUCUCUGUCUGUACGACCUUGCCGUGUCCAGAGUGGUGAAGGCUGUUGUUCUUCCUGGAAGGGUGACCGCUGUCGAGCCUGUCGUGAACCAUGGUGGCGCCAGCGCAAGCACCCAGCAUCUGCACCCCAGCCUGCGGUGGCUUUUCGGCGUGGUGGCUGUGGUGACUGACAUCGGGCACGUCCUCCUCGUUGACCUGUGCCUGGAUGCCUGGUCAUGCGGCCAGAACGAAAUGGAGGCGUCAGACCUCGAAGUUGUCACUGGCAUUCCAGCUGAGGUGGCGCACAUCAGAGAGACGGUGAUGCGGGCAGGACGCCACCUGUGCUUCCAGCUCGCCAGCCCAUCAGGGACAGCCGUGUCGGCGCUCUGUUACAUCAGCAGGACCAACCAGCUGGCCGUGGGAUUCUCCGAUGGCUGUCUGGCUCUGUGGAAUUUGAAAAGCAUGAAAAGAGAGUACCACACACAGCUGGAAGGGGGAAGGGUUCCCGUGUACGCGCUCACCUUUCAGGAACCGGAGAACGACCCUCGCAAUUGCUGUUACCUGUGGGCCGUUCAGUCCACACAGGACAGUGAAGGAGAUGUUUUGAGUUUACAUUUACUUCAGCUGGCCUUUGGUGACAGAAAGUGUUUGGCAUCAGGACGAAUCUUAUAUGAGGGCUUAGAGUACUGUGAAGAAAGAUACACACUGGACCUCACCGGUGGCAUGUUUCCUCUGAGGGGACAGACUAGCAACACCAAACUGUUGGGAUGCCAGAGCAUAGAGAAAUUUCGAUAUCAUGGUGACAGGGAGGAAGCGCUGUCUCCUGACACCAGUGUUUCAGUGUUUACCUGGCAGGUGAAUGUAUAUGGACAAGGAAAGCCUUCUGUGUAUUUGGGUCUUUUUGACAUAAAUCGUUGGUAUCAUGCACAAAUGCCAGAUUCAUUAAGACCAGGAGAGUAUCUGCAUAAUUGCCCUUACUUUGCAUUGUGGUCACUGGACUCUGUCGUGAGUAAGACGUCCCCACAGCACAUCUUGGAUGUGCUGGUGCACGAGAGAAGCUUGAGCCGAGGACUGCCUCCUUCGUUUCCACCUCCCGAGCAGUUGUUUAGCCCAAGCUCUUACAAUUUUGAUGCCACUUGUUUAUUAAACUCAGGAAUUGUGCAUAUAACUUGUAAUGGCUUUCACAAGGAGACUUUGACUUUUUUAAAGAAAUCCGGACCAUCUCUCAGUGAAUUCAUCCCCGAUGGCUAUAAUCGAUGUCUUAUGGCUGGCCUUCUGUCACCGAGACUCGUUGAUAUUCAUCCUUCCAACUUAACUCAGGAAGAACAGUUAGAAGCUAUAUUGUCAGCAGCAAUCCAUACGAGUUCCCUGGGACUUCUGACUGGAUGUAUCAAAAAGUGGAUAGCAGAAGAACAACCAAAUUCGGCUGCUAAUCUGCGCUUUGUUCUGGAAUGGACCUGGAAUAAAGUGAUUUUCACAAAAGAGGAAUUUGACAGACUAUGUGCACCGCUGUUCGAUGGCUCAUGUCGCUUCAUCGAUCCGCAGACCAUCCAGUCUCUCAGGCAGUGCUGUUUGCUUCUUAGCAACCUUAAUUCCGUCUUAAACUGUUUCACGAGGGAGGCCCAAGACAUCACUGAGAGAGGUGUGCACUUCGUCUGCGGCCUGAUGGACCUCCACAGGAAGUGCCUGGUGACCCGCCUCAUCUGCCGCUACACACAGGUGGUGCUGUGGUUCUGUCGCUCUGGGCUGCUGCCAGAGGGCUCAGAUGAUGCCAUGCCCCUGCCCCGCUUGUGCUACAACUACCCCGUCAUCCAGAACUACUACACGAGCCGUCGACAGAAGUGUGAGCGUCUGUCCAGAGGGAAGUGGAAUCCUGAUCACCUGAUGAUUGAUGGAAUGGUUUCUCAGCUGGGAGGUGGCGUGGAGAAGCUGUGGAAACGGGAUGAAGGAGGCACCGGAAAAUACCCCCCCACCAGUCUACACGCACUCCUGGACAUUUACCUGCUGGACGACGUGACGGAAGCAAGCAAACAUGCUGUCACCAUUUAUUUGUUACUUGAUAUCAUGUAUGCCUUCCCAAACAAAACAGAUACUUGCAUCGAAUCAUUUCCAACUGCCUUUGCCAUUUCUUGGGGCCAGGUUAAACUUAUCCAAGGGUUUUGGCUGAUAGAUCAUAAUGACUAUGAGAGUGGCUUGGAUCUUCUCCUUCACCCGAGCACUGCAAAACCUGUGUCGUGGCAGCAUUCGAGAAUCAUUCAAGCCUUCAUGAGUCAGGGUGAGCUCAGACAUGCCCUCCGGUACAUCCAGACCUUGAAGCCCACGGUGUCCAGUGUCGAGGAUGUCCUCCUCCACCUCACCGUUCUGCUUUCUAACAGGUAUGUGGUAGAGGCGUGGACUUUCCUGCGACAGCACUCCACCGGCCGGAACGUGGAGGAGCUCCUGCAGCAUACGUACGAGGUCUGCCAGGAGACGGGCCUCAUGGAAGAUUUGCUGCAGCUGCCCUUUACGGACACCGAGCAGGAGUGCUUGGUGAGGUUUUUGCAGUCCAGCCCCAAUGUUCGAAAUCAGGAAUUCCUUCUAGUUCACUAUCUGCAGCGUGCCAAUUACGCCUCUGCCCUGAAGCUGAACCAAACUCUGAAGGCUAAUCUCAUGAAUGAUCGUGAUCCUCUUCUGCGGGAGAGAUCAGAGGUUCGGAAUGCGAUAGUAGAACAGUAUGGGAAAAUCCUUCCUAAAAUCCAGCGGAAAUUAGCCUUUGAGCAAGCUAAGCCUUAUCAACUGUCCACAUCACCAGUUCUUCAAGAAGUUUCUAGACCCAAACCAUUAUCCACUGUUACAAAGCAGACCGGAACAGGGACUGUAUUAACAAGAUCUACUUUCAUCAGUAGCGUGUUGUCUAAAAUUGGAGAGGUUUGGGCAAACAGUGACCCUAAGGACGGCACGCCAGCCUGCAGCAGUCCUCUAACAGAACGACCAUCUCCUUCUCUCUCACAUGUAAAUAUGCCUGAGGCAUUUGUUGGAACACCAAUUCUAGAAGCAUCACAAAAAGUUUCUAGGCCACUGGAUUCGAUUGUCCAUCCCGUGGCCCGGCCUUCUCAGCGUUUGGGAUUCGUUCAGCAAACGCCCCCAAGGUCUCCUUUGUACCGAGCGUCCAGUGCAUUACCAACAAGGUCCGGAGAGAAAGGAUCGGGUCCGAGUUCUCCCAGGGCUUCAGAAUUCCGUAUCCUUGAAACUCCCUUUGUAGUGAAGAAAGCUAAAACUCUGGCCAUGUCCGCCACUUCCUCUGGGUUUGCCGAUUUCACUCCUCCAUCCAUCUUAAGGUCUGGUCUUCGAACAUCACCUCUACCGUCUCCAUCUCUGUCACCUGGAAAGUCCCUUACCCCUCCUCUGCGACUUAAGGAAACUAGAAUUUCAUUCAUGGAAGAAGGCGUGGCCACAAAACGGACUGCUGAAGGUACAGAUGAGAGCAGAACAAAACUGUCCUUUGCUCCCCUUUUCCAUAAAUGCGGAGCCCCAGUGGAAAGCAGAUGGCUAAGGCGCAGGAUGGCAGCCUUUUCUCCGGACGGUCCUGAAAAGGACCAUCAAGAAAUGGACCUGAGAUCAGAGGACGCAGCCUCACAGAGUUUGGAGAAACUGGACGUGAGCAAAGAAAGUAGCGGUACUUCAACCAGGUCGGACCAGACCACCUUGGAGUACCAGGACGCGCCGUCCCCAGGAGACUUUGAAGAACUUUUUGUGGCCUCAGAGCCAACGAGCUCUUCCACGGAACUAAUGACUAAUUUAACUGAACUGACUGAGAACCAUAGUGAUAAAGACGAUCUUGAAUCAGAAGUAAUUCCUCCAGACCUGGAGAAACAGAUGGGCCCUUUGGAAGAGGCGGCUGCAGAGGCAGAACUGGCAGAGCUCAGCCCCUCGAGCGCCAUCCACGGAGUGGAAGCUUCGCUCUGUGCACCAGCGGCCCACGAAGGGAAAGUCCUCUCCCCGAAAUUGCGGGCACCAGUUCUGGACGAAGAAGGAGUGUCUGUGGAGGCCGGCCCCUCUUCACGCAGAGCAGCUGCGGCUGAUGUCUGUGGUGACGCUGGGGACCUGGAGCUUGUCUCCGAAAGUCCCGUUACCUCUGAUCCUAAGUGUGACCGAGAAAUCGCACUGACCUUAAAAGAUCAUGAAGUAGCAGCUGAUGUACUGAAAGCAGGUGUUGACUUAGCAGAAGAAAAGCCUCCUGUUUCUGACAGUCCUCCAGAUGCUCAAGAAAUUCAUGUGAUUGAACAUGAAAAACUUGGAGUUCAAGAUUCAGGACGCAAGGCUAGCAAUCUUUCAUUUAAUGAGUUGUAUCCCUCAGGGACCCUUAAGCUCCAGUAUAAUUUUGAUACCAUUGAGCAGCAGUUCGGUGACUUACCAGAUAAUAAAGACUCCGUGGAGUGUGACAUUGCGGAAGUAGAUGGGGAACUUUUUGGGGCCCAGAGCAACUUUACCUUGAUACUGGAAGGUGAAGAAGGAGAGUUUGAGGCAGGUGAUUCUGUGGCAUCUAAUGUGUUCGCCAAAGCAGCAAACAUAGCAGUGGAGGAGGAACAUGGCUGCGGCGGAGAGAAUGGUGGUCACAGACAUGCCGCAGAUUCCCCAUCUGUCACCGCAAGUGACCGGGAAUCCCAGCAGGUGGAGGCGUUACCAUAUGUGCCUGAACCCAUUCAAGUAGCAAUCGCAGAAAACUUGUUAGAUGUGAUUAAAGACACAAGAAGUAAAGAAAUUACUUCCGGUACAAUGGACCCACCAUCCACUCACGAAAACAUACCUUUAAUAAAACAGAAGGUAAUAUGCCCCGACAAGGUAGUCCUGUCUCUGUCGAAGACUGAUCAGGAAACGAGUACAGUGACCAUAAACUCGAGCCAGGUGCGUGACAUGAUUUCCUCCAGAACGCGUAGGAGAGGACAGCAUGUCCCAAACCCGAUCGUCAGACCAGCUCAACAGGAGGAGUCCGAGGCUGUUGCCACCCCCAACACCCGGGGGCUUUCGGUCAGGAGGCGAGCGAGGAGGACAGAAGACCUGUCGGGGGCUUCUGAAAGUGCCUGCUCCGACAUCAGAGGAGCAUCUCAGAACCAGCAGAGGCCUGCAGAUUCAGGUACUCUGCGGAAAGGACGGAAGAGGAAAGAAGAUGCUCAAAGCACCUUAGAAAGUGAUGGUCCUGUGGCCCCGGAGCGACUGGCCCCCGCAGAUGGCAGACUUGGGAUGGUAGCAUCGUCUUUGCUGCAGGUGUCAGCAGCUAAAGAAUCCCAGCUUUCAUCCGUCACCAGAAAGACCCCCAGAAGAAAUAAAAAAGCGGUGGAAAAUGACGACAGUGAGGAAAUGGAUGUAAAAGUUAGUAAAGCAGCACGUUCUGGCGGAAGCACCAGAAAACUGAGAAGUGCUAAAAUCGGGGCUUCUGAAAAUACAGAGCAUAAGCAAGGUGGAGAAAGCAAGCUUCCGCCUGUCACCAUAAAGACGCCUAGAAGACUUAAAGAAGGGGUGGAAAAUGCCGCCAGUGUGGAAACGGCUGUCCACGAAGAUGGGAGUGCGAGGAAAGCAACACGUUCUGUCAGAAGCUCCAGAAAACAGAAAGGUGCCGACGCAGGGGCUUCUGGGAGUGCAGGAUUCACGCCAGAUCCCAUGUGCGUUGAUGAGGUGGUGCCUGUCCAGCACAACAGAAAGGCUAAGAAGAGAGAAGUCAGCACACUGGGUGUUCUGGAAGACUCUCAACUGAACGCAUCCCAGCUGGCUCUUGAGACCGAAUCGGAGCAGCCUAGGAAACGAGGUCGACCGAGAAAAAAUCCACCUGGAGAUGUGGGCUCCAAGGCCGCCAAGGAGGUGAGGAGUCCCAAUAAGGCGCAGACCCCCAGCCGCCAGAGGAGGGCCGCCAAGAGCACUCUGGCCAGCAGCUGUGAGGCCAACUCGGGGAAGCCAGCUGGGCCAGGGUCUGUUCUGGCGCCAGCGGAGCAGCUCGCCACCAAGAGGGGCGUGGAGAGAAAGUUCACCAACAGGACCGAAAAUCAAAGCCACACACGUGCGUCACGCUCAGUACCAGAAAAACGCACGGCUGAAGACCUGAAAGAACCAGGUGACCCGGAAGCCAGAGGGCCUGCUGCGGCCACCGUGACCGGCUCCGCGCGUGGCAAGAGGACUAGGGCCAGCAAGGCCGUCUCCCUGCCAGGCCUCCCGGGGCCGGAGGUGGAGUUUGUCUUCUCUCCGCCUGUGUCAAAGGCUCCACGGAAAGAGAAAGCUAAAAAGAUAGAGGCCCCGGCACAGCUCCAAGAGUUAGUUUCAGAUUUAUCUCCCCAGUUUGUCUUCUCACCGCCUACUUUACGGACCAGGCAGAAAAACGCAUCCAAUACAUCCAGACUUGGAGACGAACUGAAAGCUAAUACCCAAUCAACAGAAACCGUGGGAAAGCAAAAGGUGAAAACACCCAGGACUGCAAAGACCAGACAAGCAAGCAGAAACAAAGAGGAAGACCCCUGGUCCCCUCCUCCAGUGAAGAUCAGGCUGAUUUCUCCUCUGGGAAGCCCGACUGACGACGGAAAGAACAAGCCUCGAAAAGGUCCCACCCUCCCAGCGAGAGGCCUGGGAAGGAGCAGGAAGAAACGGUCUUCGUUUCCAAAGCAAGUUUUACGCAGAAAACUGCUGUAAUUGUUGUUUCUGAAGUUUUUAAUGUACCCCAAUUUGUAGAGUCAUCAGAAUUGUGUGGAUUACUGAAAUCAUCUAAUUUGGAGGGAAAUGAUUUGUAUAAAUGACUGUAAAUUUUUGUAGACAGAAGCUCUUCAGUAAGCAAAGUAACUCCAUAAGGAGUGUGAUUCUUUUAGUCCAGUUUUUUCUAUUUUAUAUGAAGACCAUACAUUUAUACAGUAUGUAAAUACGGCCUAUUAUUGGAAUGUUAAAUAAAGCGUAUACUUGACGGUAGUUUGUGUCUGUUAGAUUUUUGAGAGGUGACUUCUGUUUUAAUACUGAUUUUCUAAUGCUGGGAGGCACUGGUCCCAUGUCUUUCUCUACAUUUAAUGGUGUCAGGCCAGUCUUCAAAAGGAUAAUUGAAGAACUAUUGAUGCUUUUUCAAAGUUGCUGUUUUAUAAUUUAUGCACUUUGCUUCUAUGAUUGAGAUUUCUAAUCAAAAAAUGUAUUUUUUUUUGCUUGUUACUACUAUGUUGAAAUCGAAUUAUGGGCAUGUCGUUCUGCCACGUUUUUUGUAGUCUAACAAAUUCUUUAUACUCUACCUCAAAUGAGUGAUUUUCCAAGUAAUGCAUCGGUUCAAUACAACGUUGGCAUUCCUUGUUCAGCAAGCUUCAAGGCUAUUUGUCUUCACAGUCUCUUAAUUAUUCAGAGACUAAUUAUCCAGGUUAGGUUGACCGGUUCACUGCUCACUAGCAACUUCUGGAAAGGUUUGAGAAAGGGGAACGUGAGACAAGACGUUUCAUGGGCGUGCCCUGCGUGGACUCACUGGCAAUAGCAUGGUGGGUCGGCACAAAUUUUUCUAUAAUAUCCUCGCUGUGAAGGAGCUUGCUAUGAAAUUUCAGAAAUCCCUUACCAUUCAGGUUUUAAAACGACACAUUUUCCUCGGACCUCAGGCACAGACGAUUGAGGGCAGGCAAAGAGCGGGAGUAGAAGGGGGGGAGGGGGAAAGGACCAGGACACUGUCCUCUGCAGGAUGACUGUGCAAUGAAGUGGGGACACUUGAUGUGGGCCAUGACACUCAUCAAUAAGUAAGUGCUGUAAAAUAAUUCAUAACCGGUCACUGAUCGUGUGUAAUGAAUGGACCAUGAAUAAUUGAUUGUCUAGAAACAAACCGCUUUCGUCGGCUCAGCUUUUAAUGUUUCAGCGUGAAGCCUAAGCGGUGCACUUUCUACCUUAUUUUUCUACCAAAUAACUGACAUGAGUGACGGGAACCUGGUGAAUAUACCCGUGCCAAGUGUGGACAGUGUGACCGUCGCGGUGCGUGUGCGACCUUUCAGUCAGGUCAGUGACUUGUUGACAUUUUGACUAUGACUUGUUUUAUUAACUUUUUAAUGACCGUGAUCAAAUGUGUAAGCUGCUUGUCUUUUAUGGAAGAUUUAAAUGAAUUUGUUCAAAUGAGUAAUUUAGAGAUCGGAACAGAACUCAGUAAACACGUAAUUUCGUUCCUUUGCACAAGUAGCUCAAUAAAAACUUGAGAGAAACGUA
Messenger RNA from Suricata suricatta (meerkat), 8580 nucleotides. RefSeq names its product AT-hook containing transcription factor 1 (gene AHCTF1). NCBI's taxonomy places the organism in Eukaryota, Metazoa, Chordata, Mammalia, Carnivora, Herpestidae. The coding region runs from base 118 to 7059 and encodes 2313 amino acids. The transcript has 36 exons. Gene Ontology annotation, molecular function: protein binding. The record is from RefSeq and is a predicted model, not a curated record.